CUUCCUGUUGACAGCAGGCUACUAAUUUAGUAGUAGUAUUAAACACUUGCAAGUUGUCACUUUCUGCGUUGUUUUUUUCCCGAAUGAGUUUCACUGUCGGGAGGGCGGAGUUCAACUCACCAAAACCCUCCAUAUUAUAAUCUAAGUGUCAGACAGAAUCUUUACCUUUGGGACAAACAUCGAAGGAGACCUUGUGCCUUGCUAUUCACUCUUCUGGUAACUCGAGAGGCUGGUGUUGUAUUUGUAUUGAGUUACUAACCGGAGACGUUGUAUGCUCAAAUAACGUUUUUGGACCGUUUAAAUCCAAACUAUUCAAUUUCAGAAUAAAGUAACUGUGAAGAGGAUUAAAGAUCCCAAGGAACAUCAGAGAAUUCCAAAGAUUAGCAUGGUGGGUCAAUCAAUCAGUGAGUGAGACCUGAGAUGGGCCUCCCCUCGUUACUGUGCAUGUGUGUGCUGGUGACCCUGGGUGGCCACCGGGGGGUGAUCUCCCAGGCCCCCUCCACCCCAUCCUAUGGCGAACGAGGCUCCGACCUGGGUCUCCAGGUGUUCCAGCAGGUGGCCCGCUCCAGACCCCAGGAGAACGUGGUGCUCUCCCCCCAUGGCGUGGCAUCCAUCCUGGGUAUGCUGCUGCCAGGCGCCCACGGAGAGACCCGCAGGCAGCUCCUCACAGCACUCCGCUACAAGAAGAAUGGCCCUUAUAAGAUGUUGAAAAAGCUCCACAAGAUGCUGACGGCCAAGUCCAACCAGGACAUCGUGACUAUCGGCAACGCUAUGUUCUCCCAGCAGGGCUUCCCUAUGGAGGAGGCUUUCAUGUCCUCCAACAGGGCCAACUUCCAGUGUGAGAGCCGGACCUUGGAUUUCACUGACACCCAGGCGGCUGCAGCCACAAUCAACAUCUGGGUCAACAACCAGACCAAAGGCCACAUCCCCACUCUGGUCAAGGCAGACAUGUUGGAUGGCGCUUUGACCCGCCUGGUGGCCGUCAACGCCAUCUACUUUAAAGGCCUGUGGAAGUCCCGCUUUCAGACAGAAAACACCAAGAUAAGAACCUUCAACGCGGGAGACGGCAAUUCAUACAAGGUCCCCAUGAUGUCCCAGCUGUCAGUCUUCAACAUUGGUCUGGCCAGCACACCCCAAGGGCUGAAUUAUAAGGUCAUCGAACUACCGUAUCACGGCAACAGCAUAAGCAUGCUGAUCGCCCUGCCAUCUGAGGAGGACACGCCCCUAGGUGAUGUCAUCGCUCACAUCAGCACAGCCACGGUACAGAGCUGGACCAAGCUGUUGCACCAGAGGAAGGUCCGCCUGCUGCUGCCCAAGUUUACUGCUGAGGCCGAAGUGGACCUGCAAGCCUCCCUCUCAGCCCUGGGGAUAACGAUCCUAUUUGAUGAGGGCAAAGCCGACUUCAGACACCUCAGUACAGAGCCUGUGUAUAUAUCUAAAGCUCUACAGAAGGCCAAGAUCGAGAUCAAUGAGGAUGGAACUAAAGCAGCAGCUGUUACGACUGCCAUCUUAAUGGCCAGGUCUUCUCCACCUUGGAUCAUCGUAGACCGACCCUUCCUCUUCCUCAUUCGGCACAACCCAACAGGUACAAUCCUCUUCAUCGGCCAGGUCAAUCAGCCUUGAGCCUUUCCUGCCUGCAGAUAUCCCUUUCACUGGAAUGUGCCUUCCGAGCUUCAAAAUAAUACAUUUUUAAUAUACACAGCACACACUUCCUUGCUCACAUGCAAGCACACCUAUACCACACUUGCACACAAACAACAUACACACUGUCAUACUCAAAGACUUGUAUUUGUGGACAAUGUGGACAUAUUAUGAUGCUAUUUCUUUUAAAUGUUUGCAUUUGAUUUUACUUUUAUUAUGGUCCAUAAUAUAGUGUUCUGCCAAUGAGACAUUUCCAUUGUGUUUAAUUAUCAUUUCUAGAUUAUUUGCUACCUUUUUUAAAUGACCCUGAAUGUCAAAUGUGUAUAUUAUUAUGGAGUACAUUUCAGUUUGAAUUCAUGUUAUUGGUGAUUUUGCAUGUUCAAUUUAAGAUUGGAAAGUUACACGCCAAGUCACUGACUUUAAUUUAGCCACUCAAACCCAUGUUUUGAUAGGCAUUAAACUCUGUUUCCAAUACUUUUUAUUUUUUAAAUAAACAUCCUUUCUGUUGUCUCAA
Oncorhynchus tshawytscha (Chinook salmon) is the source of this 2155-nucleotide messenger RNA. RefSeq names its product glia-derived nexin. Bases 421 to 1623 code for a protein of 400 amino acids. The record is from RefSeq and is a predicted model, not a curated record. Lineage: Eukaryota; Metazoa; Chordata; Actinopteri; Salmoniformes; Salmonidae. Gene Ontology annotation, biological process: negative regulation of plasminogen activation; negative regulation of endopeptidase activity. The transcript is spliced from 10 exons. Gene Ontology annotation, molecular function: serine-type endopeptidase inhibitor activity.